AUGGAGCAUGCGUUCCUCACCCGUAUCAACCGCCACCUCGAGGACACUGGAGCCUACCCACCCACUAUGGUGGGCUUCCGGCCACACCUCUCCCCUCAAGACGUUAUGCUCCAGCUCUACCACCAGAUCUUCAACGACCCAACUAGCGGCACCGGGGCCAUCUUUGGCCUCGAUCUGGAAAAGGCAUUCGAUAAUGUAUCACAUGCAGCAAUCCUGAACCGAAUUAACAAGCUCAACAUGGGCGAGCGCAGCUACAACUACAUCAGAGACUUCCUGUCGUGCCGCACAGUCACCCUCGCGGUCUACAGCAUGACAUCCGACGAACAUGCACUAGGAAGCGCCGGCAUGCACUCCUCAAGGGUCAGUCAUAUCCCCGCUCCUUAUCAACCUCGUGAAGCUGGGUUUCCCGGCCUUCCUUGA
Molecule: messenger RNA, 420 nt
Organism: Dermacentor silvarum
Lineage: Eukaryota; Metazoa; Arthropoda; Arachnida; Ixodida; Ixodidae
Exons: 1
Coding region: 1-420 (139 amino acids)
Source: RefSeq, a predicted model, not a curated record